AUGAGCCCCACGAGCACCCGAGUAAAUAGUUCCGACCCGAAGGGCGAAGCCGCGCCGCGGACUCAGCGCCGCAGACUCAGCCCCCGGCCAGAGGCGCCGGGCCACGCCGCGGUCACGUGGCGCCGACCGCGCGCUCGCCCGAGGGCUGCGCCGGAUCUAGCUUCGCCCGACUUCCGCCGUGGCUCUGCGGGACAGCGCGUGGCGGGCGCCGUCCUGCUGUGGGGCCCCCGGGAGCCGUUUGGAGCAAGGAAACUGCACCAAACAGCACCUCUGCUCACAGAUCUUGGAGAACACAGCCGCAAUCACCAGGAAACUGCACCAUCCGGGACUUCUGCUCACAGAUCUCGGAGGACAGAGCUGCAGUUACCAGGGGACCACACCACAGUCAUGCCUCGAGGUCAAAAGAGUAAGCUCCGUGCCCGAGAGAGACGCCGAGAGAGACGCCUUCAGGCUCAGGAUGGGACCCCGGGUCUUCAGGGCACUGGUGCAGAAGCAGAAGAGACCCCCACCUGCUCCUCUGUUGUUUCUGAGGAGGAUCUUUCCACCUCUUGUGCCGCUGCCAUGGCCUCAAAGCCCAAAAAGGCCCCUAGUGCUAGCUUCUCUGAGGCAGGUGCUGCAGGCGCCAAAUCAAAUGAAGGUGCCAAGAGCAUAGGGAACAAAAGUGCACACCCCUCUGGGAAAGGGGCCGCCAUUCCAAACAGGCGGCGCAGAGAUCCUAUUUCUAGGAAGGCAGGGAUGUUGAUAAAUUACCUGUUAGAGAAAUACAAAAUGCAAGAGCCCAUUUUGAAGGAAGACAUGCUGAAGAUUGUCAAACGGAAGUAUAGUGGGCAUUUCCCUGAGAUCCUAAGGAGAGCGUCCGAGCGCAUGGAGCUGGUCUUUGGUCUUUAUUUGAAGGAAGUCAAGCCUGGUGGGCAUUCCUUUUCCCUUGUUAGUGAGCCAGAUUUCAGCAGUGAUGGCUAUCAUAGCAGUAGCAGAGACCAUGCUAAAAAUGGGCUUCUGAUGCCUGUCCUGGGGGUGAUCUUCCUGAAUGGCAACCUCAUCUCUGAGAAGGAUAUGUGGGAAUUCCUGAAUGUCUUGGGGAUCUAUGAAGGGAGAUUCCAUUUAGUGUUUGGGGAUGUCAAGAAGCUCCUUACCCAAGAUUUAGUGAAGGAGCAGUACCUGUUGUACCGCCAGCUACCCCAUAGUGAUCCUCCAAGCUAUGUGUUUCUGUGGGGUCCAAGAGCCCGAGCUGAAAUCAGCAAGAUGAAAGUCCUUACGUUUUUGGCCAGGGUCAAUGGUACCUGCCUAUGUGCCUUCCCAGAGCAAUAUGAGGAGGCUCUGAAGGAAGAGAGAGAGAGAGCUGCAGCCAGCAGAUCCUUUCCAUAG
Molecule: messenger RNA, 1365 nt
Organism: Sorex araneus (European shrew)
Lineage: Eukaryota; Metazoa; Chordata; Mammalia; Eulipotyphla; Soricidae
Product: melanoma-associated antigen B2-like
Exons: 4
Coding region: 1-1365 (454 amino acids)
Biological process (GO): negative regulation of transcription by RNA polymerase II
Cellular component (GO): nucleus
Source: RefSeq, a predicted model, not a curated record